AAAGAGACUUAACUGAGUUUACUUUAGACAAGAAAAAUAACUUUUUCUGAUCUUGUUAUUAAAUUAAAACGUAAUCAACUUCAAAUGGCGACUUAUGAAAGUGUUGUGCUUGUGAAACAAGAAGUUUUCGUUUAUAAGAUCCCACCGCGUUCAUCAAAUCGUGGCUAUAGAGCUGCCGACUGGAAUUUAAAUGAACCAACAUGGAAUGGGAGAAUGCGAAUGGUUUCAUCAGGCGCUCAAUUAAAUAUUAAACUGGAAGAUAAAAUUUCUGGACAACUUUUUGCAAAUUGUCCCGUGGAAGCAUAUCCUGGAGUUGCAAUUGAAGCAGUGUCAGAUAGCUCACGAUAUUUUGUGCUACGUAUUCAAGACGAUAAUGGCAGAUCAGCUUUUAUUGGUGUUGGCUUUGGGGAUCGUUCAGACUCAUUCGAUUUCAACGUGGCACUUCAAGAUCAUUUCAAAUAUGUGAAGAAUGCUGAAGCUCUUGAGAAAGAAAAGGCUGAACCAAAGCCUCAACUCGACCUUGGGUUUAAAGAAGGCGAAACAAUUAAAAUAAAUAUGAAAAUAACAAAAAAAGAUGGAAGUGAAUCAACAUCGAGAACAGGUAAGAAGACUGGUGGCUUAGGAAUCCUCCCGCCACCUCCAAAAAGCGCUGAGAAAAGUCCAUCGAGUACAAAUGACUUUGGUGAUUUUGUGCAAGCUCCACCAACUGCAAAUUCAGCACCAUCACAACAACAACAACAACAGCAGCAGAACUCAAGUUGGGUUCAAUUCUAAUUCCAGCAAGUUCUGAUUCUCCAGCGUGAAUAUUCCCAGCUUUACAUUUAAUUUCUCUCGUUUUACAUUUAUCUACGUUUUUUUAUUACAAAUUAUGUUUUGUUAAAGCAAAUCAUCUCAUAUAAAUAUAUAAGCAAAAUAUAUAUCCAAUCCAAACAUGUAAGUGUUAUUAAGUAAAGUAGAUGAAAUUAAAUGAUACUGAGGAAGGACGAAAGAAGUAAAAUAUUUCAAACUUUAAAGGAAAAAAAUAGAAUUUAAAACUUUUCCUUGCUUUUUUGUCUUAAAAAACGAAUCACGAAAUGUGUUAAGUUCCAUAAAAAUUAUAAAUGGUCGCUUUCUUGAAAAAAUAAUAAUUUCAUUAGUCAGCGAAUACGAUUUUGGAAAAUAUAAUAUAAAUACAUGUUGAAAUAAUAAAUUGUUGAUUAUGAAUUAUUAGAGAACCAUCAUAA
Clunio marinus is the source of this 1223-nucleotide messenger RNA. The record is from the annotation of a GenBank genome assembly. Lineage: Eukaryota; Metazoa; Arthropoda; Insecta; Diptera; Chironomidae.